Messenger RNA from Parnassius mnemosyne (clouded apollo), 3330 nucleotides. NCBI's taxonomy places the organism in Eukaryota, Metazoa, Arthropoda, Insecta, Lepidoptera, Papilionidae. The record is from the annotation of a GenBank genome assembly.
AUGGCCACGCUCGGCCUUUCCAAGGUGUUCAUCCUCGACAAGUAUUUCACUGAGCUGCAAAAGUUCUGGGAGACAGAGAAGAAGUUGCAAGACGCAUCGUCGUCGAACGAGGCCGUGCACUUGCAGCGACGCCUGCUGAGCCUCAGCUCUGAGCUGGUGACGCUCCGCAACCAUCUGCACGUGGGUGGUGCGGGUGCCGGGGCCGGGGCGGGUGCUGCGGCGGCAGCGGGGGCGGGGGCGGGAGCGGCAGCGGGGACGACAGCGGGGGCGGCCACAUGCGGCGGCUCGCAGCCGGCCGUGCCGCCGCGGGUGCCGCUGCUGCUGCCCCCGCCCGCGCCGGCGCCACCACUAGCACCGCACGUUCCACACCCGCCACUACAACCACCACCGGUUCCACCUGCUGAGACGCGAUGGCGUGGAGCGGGAGCGGGAGCGGUGACCGCGCCAAACGGAGCGGUGACGGGAGCGGGUGUACAAGCGGGAGCGGGCGCGGGGGCAGGAGCGGGCAGUGCUACAAGCGCGAGCGCAGACGUGGACGACUUGAUCCACCUGCGGGGCCCGCUCACAGAAGAUGCCGUAGUGCGAGCGCUUCAGGCUCGCUUCUACCAUAACAAGUUCUAUACAUCCGUGGGUCCGAUCCUGAUCGCGCUGAACGCGUACACGGACUCAUCUAACGCGCUGACUCCAGCGGCCGCGCGCGCCCAGCGGCCAGAGCUGGCGCGUCUCGUGCACGACGCCGUGCGCCACCAGGCAGACACCGGCUGCCCUCAAGCUAUCAUACUCUCCGGUGUGUCAGGUUCCGGGAAGACGUACGCGUCGAUGGUGCUACUGCGGCGACUGUUCGACGUGGCGGGCGGCGGGCCCGAGACCGACGCCUUCAAGCACCUCGCCGCCGCCUUCACCGUUCUGCGCUCGCUCGGCACCGCCGCCACGCUAGCCAACUCGCACUCCAGCAGGAUUGGGCAUUUUAUAGAAGUACAAGUGACGGACGGCGCGCUGUACCGUACGAAGAUCCACUGCUACUUCCUGGACCAGACGCGUGUAGUGCGGCCGCCGCCCGGCGAGCGCAACUACCAUAUUUUUUACCAGCUGCUGGCGGGGCUCACGCCCGAAGAGCGCCUGCAGCUCCAUCUCGAUGGAUAUUCUCCACAAGACCUAAGAUACCUCGCAUCUUCGCAACACCGGAGACCUGAACCUGAAGACGCGGCGCGAUUCCACGCUUGGAAAACGUGCCUCGGCAUCCUCGGCAUCCCGUUCUUGGACGUGGUGCGCGUACUGGCUGCGGUACUGCUGCUGGGCAACGUGCAGUUCGGCGAGAGCGUGGAGGGGGCCGCGGAGCCGGCGGGGGAGGCGGAGCUGGCGGCCGCGGCCUCACUGCUGGGGGUCGCCGCGCCGGCACUACUGCGCGGUCUUGCCUCGCGAACUGCGCCAAGGAACGCAAGAGGACUCGUGCGGGGGGUCGCUGGUGCCGCACAAGCCGCACAAGCCCGAGACUCCCUCGCUAAAGCACUGUACUGCCGCACGGUCGCCACGAUCGUACGCCGCGCCAACUCCCUUAAGCGACUCGGCUCCACGUUAGGGACCUUAUCCUCGGAUUCGAACGAGUCGGUUCACAACCAAGACGCGGCUUCUAGACGCGCGUCGACCGCGGGAAGGUCGCGUGCCGGCGCGCACUCGAUGGCAGCGUUAAACGACGCGGUCCGCCACGCGACAGACGGCUUCGUCGGCAUACUCGACAUGUUUGGCUUCGAGGACGCGGCUCCGAGCCGUCUCGAACAUUUGUGCGCGAACCUUUGCGCGGAAACCAUGCAGCACUUCUACAACACGCACGUGUUCAAGUCGUCGGCGGAGUCGUGUCGCGAAGAGGGCGUAGUGGGCGCGUUGGAAGUGGAGUACGUGGACAAUGUGCCAUGCAUCGACCUGGUGUCGUCGUUGCGCGCCGGUUUGCUUGCCGCGCUCGACGCGGAGUGCGUAGCACGCGGCACCCCCGAGCAGUACGUCGCGAGGAUCAAAACGGCACACAGAGGACACCCACGGCUGGGCGAGACGAGGCCGGCGCACGCGCGGCGCUUCACGGUGCGCCACUACGUGGGCGAGGUGGUGUACGACGCGGCCGAGUUCCUGGACGCGAACCGCGACACCGUGCCCGACGACCUGCUCGCCGCCUUCGACACGCGCACUUGCGAGUUCGGCUUUGCGACGCACCUAUUCGGCGCCGAGCUCAAGGCACUGUCAGCGGGCGGCGGGCCGACGGGCGGGCAGUUCCGCGCGUCGCCCACUGCGGCGGCGGCGGCCGCGGCGGCGGCGGCGGCGGGCGACGCGCCGGCCUCCACGCUCACGCAGGACUUCCACACGCGCCUCGACAACUUGCUGCGCACGCUCGUGCACGCGCGCCCGCACUUCGUGCGCUGCCUGCGCGCCAACGCCAACGAGACGCCCAUGCUUUUCGAGCGCGCUACCGUCGCCAAACAGGUGCGCGCGCUACAAAUCCUGGAGACGGUGCAGUUGAUGGCCAACGGUUACCCUCACCGGAUGCGGUUCCGAGCGUUCAGCGCGCGCUACCGGGCUCUGUGGCGACGCGGGAGGCGCGCGGGGGCGGGUGGGGCGGGCGGGCCGGGGGCUGCGGGCACUGCGGAGCGGGAGGCGGGCGCGGCGUGCGCGCGGGUGCUGCGCGCCGUGGCCGCCGCCGCCGCUCCCCCCGCACCCUCCUCGCCCGCCGCCGUGCGAUGGGCGCUCGGCAAGCGACACGUCUUCCUCAGCGAGGGCAUGCGACAGGUGCUGGAGAGAAUACGACGCGCGCGACGGCAAGCCGCGGCCGAGUGCAUCCAAGCGGCGUGGCGCCGCCACCGCGGCCGCGCGCCCCGCCCCCCGGCGCCCGCACCCCCCGCGCCCGCACCCCCUGCGCCCGCGCCCCCCGCGCGCCCCCGCCCCGCGCCCAUCGCCGGCACGCCGCCACCGGAGCCGCCCGACAAGUGCGACCCCACACUCGUUAAGCGCACCUGCUCGUUAUUCGGACUCGAUCUCGAGCGACCACCACCGCUGCCACCGUCGCGUGCAUACACGGUGGCGAACGGCGUGAAACUGGGCUAUCCUCAGCAGCGUGUAGUCGCUGCCGACUGGACGGACGAGAGCGGCACGUUACGUCUUCGAGCCGGUGACACUGUGCUUGCUCUAGGCGCCGCUCGCCGAGGCCACAUCGCUGUGCAGGUGGUGGGCCGCACGGUGCCGGUGCCGCACAGCGUGCUGGCGCCGCCGCGCGCCGCGCGCCCGCAGCCGCCGCAGCCCCCGCCGCCCGCGCCCGCGCCCGCCCCCGCACCCGCCCUCGCUUGA